This is a messenger RNA of [Candida] anglica, 1320 nucleotides long. The record is from the annotation of a GenBank genome assembly. Lineage: Eukaryota; Fungi; Ascomycota; Pichiomycetes; Serinales; Debaryomycetaceae.
AUGUUCCAAUCGACCAGUAAACCCAAGUUCGCGCUUGAGUUGACCGUCAAUGAACUCUCCAAUAUCCCCCAUGUAGGCGGAAGUUGCUACAUUGAUAUCAACAUUCGAGACUCUAGGAAAACGAAAUUCCCUGGGUUCAAGGCAGGGAAGGUAUCUGCCCUUGAUAAUGUUGGGUCUAAAACUUCAUCCAUCCCUGGAGUUAAAAAGUCUACUGAGGCAAAAGGUAGCCAUUCUGCUAGUUCUCCUGGGAAUAUCUCUGCCACCACAUCUCGGAAAAAGAUUCAUAAUUUCAAAUGUCUGUUCAAUUACAAGGUCAAUUGUAACUUGAGGUUCCCCUUGAAGAAACGAGAAAACUUGAUUGGGAACAAGUAUCUUCUUAUGACGGUACAUUAUGUCGGGGAUGGUUCGAAUGGACAUCAUUCUGACCAAUCAUCAGGGAAUUCUGGAAGAACUCAUAUUGAGCUUGGAAGUCUUGAAGUCAAUUUGUCGGAAUAUCUUAACUUCAACGAACCUACUACGUCCAAAUACUUACUUAAGGAUUCCAAAAUCAAUUCCAUUCUAAGUGUGACAGUGGGUCUUACAGAAUUAUCUAACGAUUUUGAUUUCCAUACUCUGUUAAGAAUUCAAGAAAGUCAAACCACCUCAUCUUUAUCUCUGACCAUACAUCCUCCCACCAGAAUGACCACUGGAACUGGAACUGGAACUGGAGAAACUUUUAAUAGACAGAAAUUCAAUGUACCUAAUUUUGAAAGGAAAAAGGUAUUUGGAGGAUUGAACGAUAUUAUGGCCACUCAAACAUCUUCAGAACAACAGUCAACCAAUAAUUCAGCUUCUAUUGGCUCCACGACUUCUGCUGACGAUGAUAAGCGUUCUGGAUGUAGUGGACGUAACAAAAUCCAACACCUUGCUUCACAUUUCAACCAUAACGGUAAUCAUAACCAUCAUCAAAAUAAUUCCUCAAAUCAUAAUAAUAUUUCUCAGAAUGGGUUUAUGUCCAAACUGCAAAGUAUCUAUGAGAACAACAACUCUACUGAUUCUAACACAACCACCAUUAUUAUGGAACCAAUUGUUAAUAAUUUAUACAAAAAGAUUCUUGAAGCCAGUUGGGAUCCAGAACUCUACAAAUUGAUGGAUUAUUCACCAGAAAAAUGUAUUGAAAGUAUAUUUGAAGGAGGGGAUGGCUGGUCCAAGGAUCUCUCCAAAAAAUUGGGUACAUGGGAAGAAGAUGAUGAGGAUCAAGUCAGAGAUCUUAAUGGACUUAUCAACGAAGUAUCGUUCCGAGACAACCUUAAAAGUUGGCAAGUUGGACAAAGCAGUUAA